Ambispora leptoticha is the source of this 218-nucleotide messenger RNA. Lineage: Eukaryota; Fungi; Glomeromycota; Glomeromycetes; Archaeosporales; Ambisporaceae. The record is from the annotation of a GenBank genome assembly.
AUGACCGAGAGACUUAAUACAAUCGAAGAAACUCAUCAUAAUAAUCUUGGUAGAAUUGCAUUCGAAUUCACAUCAAUCAAUGCUUCUAUCUCAACGCUCCAAAACGAAAUUAAUCGGCAUUAUGCUCUUGUCCAAAGAAUCGAACCUAUUGAGGAAGCAGACCAAUCCGAAGCUUCUGAUUCGAGCCAACGUUCAUUUUCCAAGAAAUUUGGAACCAG